AUGGCAUCUUCUUCAGACUCAUGGAUGAAGGAAUAUAAUGAAGCAAUGAAACUUGCCGAUGAUAUCAGUGGCAUGAUUUCUGAACAUAAUUCAUUUCCUUCAUCUGGACCAGAAACACAGCGUCAUGCAUCUGCUAUAAGAAGGAAGAUAACAAUAUUGGGGACCAGACUGGAUAGCUUGCAAUCCCUUUUGUCAAGGGUCCCUGUAAAAUCUGAGAAGGAGAUGAAUCGUCGCAAGGACAACCUUGCAAAUCUGAGGUCAAAGGUUAACCAAAUGGCUUCAACAUUGAACAUGUCAAACUUUGCAAAUAGGGAUAGUUUGCUUGGGCCAGAAAUAAAACCAGAUGCAAUGAGCAGAACCGUUGGCUUGGAUAACAAUAAACUUGUUGGUCUGCAACGGCAAGUUAUGAAAGAGCAAGAUGAGGGCCUUGAGAAAUUGGAGGAAACUGUAUUAAGUACGAAACAUAUUGCGUUGGCAGUGAAUGAAGAGCUGACUCUACACACUAGACUCAUUGAUGACUUGGACGAACAUGUAGAUGUCACAGAUUCUCGGCUGAGGAGAGUGCAGAAGAACUUGGCAAUUUUAAACAAACGCACUAAGGGUGGUUGCUCAUGCUUGUGCAUGCUAUUAUCAGUGAUUGGUAUAGUGGUCUUGGUUGUUGUCAUAUGGCUGCUCGUCAAAUAUUUGUAG
Lathyrus sativus (Indian pea) is the source of this 690-nucleotide messenger RNA. The record is from the annotation of a GenBank genome assembly. NCBI's taxonomy places the organism in Eukaryota, Viridiplantae, Streptophyta, Magnoliopsida, Fabales, Fabaceae.